Messenger RNA from Megalobrama amblycephala (Wuchang bream), 971 nucleotides. It is a transcript of the gene nccrp1, whose product is annotated as P1, F-box associated domain containing. Gene Ontology annotation, biological process: glycoprotein catabolic process; SCF-dependent proteasomal ubiquitin-dependent protein catabolic process. The transcript is spliced from 6 exons. Lineage: Eukaryota; Metazoa; Chordata; Actinopteri; Cypriniformes; Xenocyprididae. The record is from RefSeq and is a predicted model, not a curated record. Gene Ontology annotation, molecular function: ubiquitin protein ligase activity. The coding region runs from base 134 to 835 and encodes 233 amino acids. Gene Ontology annotation, cellular component: SCF ubiquitin ligase complex; cytoplasm.
UUGCACACUCGUUAUUGAGUAAAGUGCAGUAAAGUAUAGGCAAUCUUGCACAAGACUCUUCUGAACCAGUUUUCUGGGUGGAGCAGACCAUAAUAAAGCGCUUCCUCGUCGACUUCGAGGGAAACAGUCUGAAAUGGCGGCGGACUGGAAAAAGAAGUGUGAUUCGCAGUGGCAGCUGGGGGCUCACGGUGUCCCCAUGCCUGACAGCGUGGACUGGAAAUCGGUGUACGAAAAGAAGCCGUUUGGGCGCAACUUACUGAAGAACCCCUCUCCUUACGGUAUAAACCACUCCGUGCCACCACCUGAACCCCAUCGAUCGGAAAUACCACCCCCUCCAGACCAGCCACCUCAGUUUGAGCCCAAUGGUAAUUUCUCUGGCUGGAAAACUAGUACAGAAGUUUUGCCAUAUGACACUAGUGGAAUUCCCCCCGGGGUUGUGGUCUGCCAUCUGCCUCAGCACAGGUGGUUUUCUCUGGAGCAGCAUGUGGACCUGAAGGCAGAGGGUCUGUGGGACCAACUGCUGGACAAGUUUCAGCCUAAGAUAGUCAUUGAGGACUGGUAUGAGGAAAGCCAGCUUGAUAAAUCUAUCUAUCAGCUCGACGUCAAGCUCUUGGGUGCCGAUGCUAAGACGGUCAUUAAGCAGCAUGCAUAUAACCCUGAAGAGAACCUGGAGAACUACUCACACACUUGGAAAAAGGUCUCCCAUGUAUUCUCCAAUUAUGGACCAGGGGUGAGGUACAUUCACUUCCUCCACAGGCUGAAGAACCAGUUCAUGGUUGAAUUCUUUGAUACCAAAGUCACAGACAGCUCGAUUAUUAUCAAGACCAGCAAAUAAACUGGUAGGAUGCAUAGUUGAUGUAGACUUUGAUAUUUAGAACAAAGCACUAUCGACUCAAAUGCUAUAUAAAUUGACUGCACUUUUAUAAGAUGUAUCUAGCAGCAUAAUGAUGUAAUAAAACAUUCCUCAUUCA